Molecule: messenger RNA, 834 nt
Organism: Penicillium paradoxum
Lineage: Eukaryota; Fungi; Ascomycota; Eurotiomycetes; Eurotiales; Aspergillaceae
Gene: midA
Product: putative cell wall protein
Exons: 1
Coding region: 1-834 (277 amino acids)
Source: RefSeq, a predicted model, not a curated record
AUGCGUCUUUCUAGCCUCUCGUUCCUCAUCCAGGCUCUGCUGUUGACUUCGGUCGCAGCCCAGAGUGCUGCGGUCUCCAACAUCGCAUCCGACCUCACAACCGAAAUUACUUCAUCCUCCACUUCCGAGCCGCCUGAAACCACACCGUCAUCAUCGUCGUCGUCGUCUUCGUCUUCGUCUUCGACUUCAUCGACCUCUUCAACAACUUCGGAAUCCUCUGAACCCCCGAUCGUCACUACCACGGAUCCUAUCACUACUACCGAUAGCACGUCUUCCACCCCUUCGGCUCCCGCCGACCCUACUACCUCGUUACCUGAACCCUCUUCCACUCCGGAGCCUACCGUCCCUAAAACCACCGCUCAGAAUGAGCCCACCUCCGCCUCGAAGCCCGAGGAGACCACUUUCUCCAAGACCACCUCUUCAACCACUCAAACCCCAGUCGUGAAGAUCAUUACCUCCUAUGCGACCGGCAGCGAUGGAGCCACCUCCGCCAACGUGGUGACCACCACCUCCACCCCGACUGCCAACCCCUCUCUGAACGGCGAUAAGGGCAACAGCUCUAGUGGUGUUUCUUCUUCCGACAAGAAGAUCAUCAUCGGUGUCGUCGUUGGUGUCGGUGGUGCCAUCAUUAUCGGUGCCGUGGGCCUGGUCUUCUGGAGAAUCCACAAGAAGCGCAGUGAGCAGUAUGGUGAUGAAGAUGAUUUGAUGGGUGGCACCGCUGUGGGCUCUGGCCCUCGCGAGAAGGCCCCUAGCCCCUCCGGCAACACACCCUUCAAGAAUACACUGGACCAGUAUCACAACCCUGGUCCCGUCAACGCGGCGUCCAACUUCUAG